This is a messenger RNA of Fraxinus pennsylvanica, 4086 nucleotides long. The record is from the annotation of a GenBank genome assembly. Lineage: Eukaryota; Viridiplantae; Streptophyta; Magnoliopsida; Lamiales; Oleaceae.
AUGGAACGAGAUGGGGACAAUGAUGUUGCUGGAAGCAUCCCUGAGUUUGGUGCAAUUUUCAUGUCAAAUAUUGCAACAAAGAAGGAGUGCUUCAAACGUAAGGUUUUUGGCCUGCCAUCUUCCUUGGCUGAAUUUGUAAGAAAGGUUAAAGCUGGAAUGAUUUUAUUCCUGUUUGAAUAUGAGAAGAGAGAACUUUUUGGAGUUUAUCAGGCCUGUUCUGAUGGUGCAAUGGAUAUUGUACCCCACUUGUGUAAUAAUUUAGGAAUGAAAUUCCCUGCACAGGUCCAUUUUAGGCCAAUAUGGUACUGUAAUCCACUUUCUGAAAAAGAUUUUCGAGACGCUAUCUACGAUAAUUACUAUUCAGCAAAGAAAUUCAACUUUGGUCUGUCCGAAGAUCAGGUUCACAGGCUAGUAUUUUUAUUCAGUUCAAGAAAGUUGAAAAACAAACUUCCACGUCAGCCAUUAACAAAAUUAGUCAACAAAGCAGUUGGUGAAGAAAGAAGAUUGAUAGAUGAUGACCGCUUUGCAUUAGUUAAGAAAGCAGAUAUGCGACGUAGUAAAGAAGAUUUUAUUGAGCCAGGCAUGUCUGGUGAUUACCUAGGGAACUUGCUGAAUAGAUCCAAAGAACCAAAAGAUGACGAAUUCAAUUCUGUGGCUCAUGGCUCAUUGACCGGUUACGCUAGUGAAUGUCUAGAUAGAAGAGCAGAUAAUGAUGGCAGGUUAUUGAGGAAUGAUCUGCUGAAAAAUAGACUCCACGAUGAUCGUGGCACCUUGGGGUCCUUCCGCUUUGGUAGUCCAGAGGAUACAUUUGAUGAAGUGAGGAGAUUAGCUGAUGGUGGCCGGUUAUUAACAGGUGAGGUGGUAAAUGAUAAAUUUCGAGUGGAUAGUGAUCUUGAUUCUAUCCACUUCAAAGAGUAUCCUGUGGGCCUGUUAGAUAUGAAAGCGGAUGAUGACGACAAGAUUAAUGUGAGGAAUAGGACUGUGGGUGCAUAUGACACGGACGAUCGUUUUGGAUCAGCAUUUUCAACUGAGCACCAUGGGAAGGUUUUGUACAGUAGCAGACUUGGCAUCAAUGGUGACAGGUUUUUGAUUGGUGAUCAUGGAGAAAAAGAAUACAAUCACCAUCAUACUAUUGAACCUGUUGGCUCUAAUGUUGGUAACCUAGAUGAAAGAUUAGAGAAUAGACACGGCAUGGAUUGUAUUAGCAGCCCUGAUAGUGCAUCUGAAAGCCUUGGCUCUCUGCAUAAAAUAAGAAAAGCAACUGGAGAUCGUUGGUUUGCUAUGAAUGAAAGAAUAGGGAGCGGGGCUAAUUUGGGUUCUCAUUUGGGGCGAGGCUUCUCAACUGAAAAUUUUGGGAACCCUUUGAACUCCGGUAUCAGGACUAUCAAUAAUGCAAAGAUUUCAAAAAGUGAAGGUAGAGUAUCUGACAAUAUUGUGGACAGCAUUCGUUUCUCAACCACCCUAAACAAGAACUCCGGAUAUGUCACAAAUGUAGGUGGUCGAAUGUCUGAUGAUGGUAGGUUCAGAAAUGACAAUCAGGUAGAAAUUGGACAAGCGAUUGACACUUUUGCUAGACCUGUCUUCUCGACCAAGUUUACUUCUUUGUCUAAGAUGAAGCAGAACUCACUCGUCUACCCCAACUCUCCUCACUCAACACAUCAUGAUACAACUGAUGUCCCUUAUAUUCCAGAACUUACCAGGAGCCCUCAUCAACGCUUCUCUUCUUUUGCAGCCAAUGGGAAAUCUAGUUCAGUGCAAGAAACUCCUUGUCAUGGGUCGGGAGGGAAUCACUACUUUUUAUCUAAAAGCGGGUCACCCGCAUAUGGCUUAGAGGCAGAAGGGUCAAGCAGACAUCUGGAUGUUGCAUCAGCGUACGGAAAUAAAGCUGUAUUGCCAGCUAUAUCAGAUCAUCCUAGUCAAUAUUUCUUAAAUGCAGACUUGUCUAAUCACGUGGAUAUGAAUUCCUCUGCAUACCUUGAUUAUAGAAUUUCAUCUUUUCCAAACCCUUCUUCAGCUUCCCUGCCUGCCUUGAGGAGUGAAAUUUUUGAACAAGAUAAAGGAUCGGGCUCUUAUACGUUAAACUCCAUGGAGGAUCCUAAUUCUGGAAAGAGUGGAAAUUUUUCUUUGACGUCAGGAGGCAUGUGUCAGCGCAUCAUUUAUCCUGAGGUUGACAAAACUUUAGCUGGCCAAGAUUUUCCUUAUUCUGAUAAACAAGAUUCAAGUUUAGACAUGUACCACCAUGAAGAAGAUUCUUUGAAUUGUGACAAGGACUUCAAAAGCUCGAAAGAAAAUAUUAUCAGUUAUGAGGAGCACCAUAGGCAUUCAAAAGCUCCAAGUAAAGAUUCAAAUAGCAAUAGACGAAGUGUUUUUACUCGCUUAACUUCAGGUCCUGUAGCCCAGGUCCAAGAAGAAGAAGAAAACAAUAAUUAUGUUUAUUAUGAUGAAUGUUAUAUGGAUUCAUCGGUUAAUGAAGUCAUGGGCUUGUUGCAUCAGGGUCUCAACAAUAGGGUGAGAGAGGGGAAAAAGCUGAAGAGAUGCAAACCAUUUCAUAGUGGAUGUAAUUAUGAAAGUGGUUUGGAUGAGAGACGAGCCUUUGUUGAUAGUAAUAUAGAGGUUGAUCAGUCAAUGACAGCAAGAUAUGUGAAGGAUGUAUAUGGAGCCAUUGAUGAGAAUAUCAAUGAAGUGCUGAAAGAGACAAGGGCAGUGGAUUUCAAGCGUCGGAGUGAAACAAAGAGAAUAUUGAUAGAAACUAGCACUAAGUCAAAUCCUUCAGUAGCAGAAGGUAUGAUUUCUCUAAUGGAUGCAGAGGUUGACAGCUUGGCUCAUAAAUCAUGCAAGCGUAGGAAGUUGGUAAGACCUAUCUUUACUAAAAAUGAUUCAGUUGAUGAAGGUGUAGUUAGUAAUCCAAGUGACAAUUGUGAGACUGUUCUUAAUGCGCCUGAAGCCAAAGAAGCCAAAAUGCUCAAUCCCGAUACCGAGUUGAGCAAUAUGAUAUCAAAAAGAAGUCAUGAACUUGGUGAUGCUAACAUAACAAUACCCACCGUAUACGCAGCAUUUGGAUUAAAGAAACUGAAUCAUCCCUUACUCUGUUUUAAGCAAACUAUUCGAAUGGCUCAUUCAGCUCUGGAUGAGAUGUCAACAGCUGGUGCUUUCGUUAGAACUCCUUCCACUUUUCGUAAUACCAUUUCAAGAGAUCCCAAUUCUCCAUUUCCCGCAGAAGCUGGAAGGUAUCACUUGUAUAUAUCAUAUGCUUGUCCGUGGGCAUCUAGGUGCCUUGCAUACCUGAAGAUCAAAGGACUCGACAAUGCAAUCAGUUUCACUUCAGUCAAGCCCAUAUGGGGAAGGACAAAGGAUACGGAUGAUCACAUGGGAUGGGUCUUUCCAACUUCUAGUACAGAGGAACCGGGAGCUGAUCCCGACCCUUUAAAUGGUGCCAAAAGUAUAAGAGAACUGUACGAGAUUGCAAGCAAGAAUUACUCGGGAAAAUAUACAGUUCCUGUGCUUUGGGAUAAGAAGCUGAAAACAGUCGUAAACAAUGAGAGCUCAGAUAUAAUUCGCAUGUUUAAUACUGAAUUCAAUCAUAUUGCUGAGAAUGCAGCUCUUGACCUUUAUCCUCCUCACUUGCAAGCACAAAUCAAUGAAGUGAAUGAGUGGAUAUAUGAUGGGAUUAAUAAUGGUGUCUAUAGAUGCGGGUUUGCUAAGAAACAGGAACCUUACGAAGAGGCAGUUACAAAACUGUAUGAAGCUCUAAACAGAUGCGAGGAGAUUCUCAGCAAGCAGCGAUAUUUGUGUGGAGACACACUAACUGAAGCAGAUAUUCGCUUGUUUGUGACCCUUAUAAGAUUUGACGAGGUCUAUGCGGUUCACUUCAAAUGCAACAAGAAGUUACUACGUGAAUUUCCAAAUCUGUUCAAUUACAUGAAAGACAUAUUCCAAAUCCCUGGUGUAAGCAGCACAGUCAACAUGGAACACAUUAAGAGGCAUUAUUAUGGAAGCCAUCCUUCUAUCAAUCCGUUUGGAAUCAUCCCUCAUGGUCCAAGUAUCGACUACUCUGCUCCACACGACCGGGAGCGGUUUUCGAAAUAG